AUGACCGAAAAGUUAAAUUUAUUUUUAAAUAUAAUUAAACACUCUGCCCUGUAUAUUGAAGAAAAAUUGGAAUAUGUUUUAUAUAUAUCAGCUAUAAUUUUACUCUAUAUUGUUAAUUAUAUAAGAUCUUUAUUAGUUAAAAAAUCAUUAAAAGAAAAAAUAUGCGAUUUUUUUUAUCAUAAUAGAGCCCCAAUAUUUCAGUAUAUAGUAUUUAUAAUACUAGAGUUUUCUUCUUGUCCGUUAUCAUAUGUAAUUCAGUUUUACAUUUUUGCUUUUACAUUGCAUAAGUCACAAUUUGAAAAUUUUUUAAAUAUUGUUCCUUAUAUAUUUGAUAAAUUAUACACACUAUUAUUUUUUAAAUAA
Molecule: messenger RNA, 363 nt
Organism: Babesia bovis T2Bo
Lineage: Eukaryota; Apicomplexa; Aconoidasida; Piroplasmida; Babesiidae
Source: the annotation of a RefSeq genome assembly